Messenger RNA from Sebastes umbrosus (honeycomb rockfish), 2520 nucleotides. RefSeq lists its product as uncharacterized. NCBI's taxonomy places the organism in Eukaryota, Metazoa, Chordata, Actinopteri, Perciformes, Sebastidae. Gene Ontology annotation, biological process: phospholipid biosynthetic process. Gene Ontology annotation, cellular component: membrane. The coding region runs from base 271 to 882 and encodes 203 amino acids. The transcript has 6 exons. Gene Ontology annotation, molecular function: phosphotransferase activity, for other substituted phosphate groups. The record is from RefSeq and is a predicted model, not a curated record.
CCCUCUUGCGUAGGCGACGUCAGCUCUGUGAGCUUCCAUACGUCACCUAGUAGUGUGGACAACAUGAGAGCGCAAACAGUGACUUUAGCAGCUGAUGGACACUAUACAGGCAUGUAAACAUGAACAUGCUAUGAUCAAUGGCUGUAUUACGACAAAAAUGCGCGUGUGUGCUUGUUGUGAUAGAUCGACAGCUCGGCUUAUAAAGCUGGUUGCAUCAUCCUGUUUGUUCCGGUAAGACGCACCGCUGCACCGCUCAAUAAGUGACCGGAGAUGGGACUCCAAGUUCUGCUGUACUGGCCGAAUAUUACUGGAUACAUUAGAAUCGGCCUUGUGUUUGCUGCAUGGGCUGCCUAUGAGACACCAGCAGUCUUUGUCUCUCUUUACUCCAUCUUCAUAGCACUUGAUGGAGUGGACGGCUGGCUGGCGAGGAGGCUGGGCCAGACCUCCAGGUUUGGAGCUUGGCUGGACGUAGUGGUGGACAACCUGGGCAGAGGCAUGCUGUGGAGCCUGCUGUUUGAGUGGGGUUGGCUGGUGUCUGCUUUGGAGUGGUGUGUGUUUGUGUGUAACCAUAACGCCAAAGGUGACCACUGGAAGAACAGUUUCAUCACCAGCCCUCGUUUCACACAAACCAUCAUGGCAAACGGGUUUCGGACACCUCUCGGCACAUUGGUGGUUAGCGGGCUGCACGGCCUCCCGCUGUGGCUGUAUGGGUGUCAGUGGGGUUUACUAUCCCACUGGCUAUACCUGCCUACCUGGAUCCAGGCUCUGGGGACCCUGCUGCUGGCUGCAGGCCGCCUGCUGGCUCUAUCAGUGGAGAUUUGGUGUAUAUGGGCACACAUUGAAUACCUCACCGAUGAUGAGGCGGAAGAGAAACAGAAGUGAAAGCCACUCAGCUGAGUCAGUCCUAUCUACGCUGGAAUAAUGCAGACAUUAUUCAACCACCUUUAUAUGAACAAUGGCCUCGGGUCACAUUUGGUUUUGUCCAAAGAAAAAGCGAUUCAGUCAUUGCUUUGGGAGAAUGUGGAUAAAAAUGAGCCAUAUUUAGACUUUUUGUUCUUAAAGACUUUUUGUUUUUCAUUCUGUUUAGGGAAUGUCAGCAGGCCAGUAAGAAAUAUAAAUAGGCCUGCACUAAACCCUUUUCUGUUGGGGGUAUUUGUGAUCGCUGUAAUUUAUGUCAUGAAAUGACAGUAGCCACCAAAGGGAGAGACCUAUUGUACACAGAUCAACACGUUCUCAUCUCAACUCGUCACAUACUGACGCUCUGUCAGACCCCUGUGUCACUUUUCGCUCACAGUAAACACGUGCGUAAUGUUGUGAAAUUAACAAAAACACUUAAGUUAGGUUUAGGAAAAAAAACAUGGUUGGGCUUAAAACGACUACUGUGAAAAUGAGACUUGACGUUGUGAAAACUGGACAUGAACAAUCAGCUGAUUGCAAAGUGAAAGUGAAGCGUAUCGCACGGGACACGAACAGUGGCCUCCUGGAUGUGUUUGUUGGACCCAUCCACCUCCACCUACCCUUCGCCUGGUGUUUUGCAUACCAGCACUAAAGGGUGCCUUGUGUGUCGGUAUUUGACGCCUUGGGGAUGAGAACGGGCUGCAUAGAUCACACCACUAUUGAACAGGAAGCCUGUAUAAAAAUAAUCUGCAGGGGAUUCAGUUUUGUGUUAAAUUAUAGUGUGUUGUACACCAGCAAAAUGUAGUUAAUGUAUAUUUUACACCUGCAAACCUGCUGCUAGACAUAAGAAUGUUUGAGAAUGUUGAAAAAUGUGUCUUUGCUAACGCAACUACAACAAUGUAUGACUUUACAUAGAUCAUACCUCCAGUUUAUUCUCAGACUUCAGCAAGAGGCUUACUCUGAAACCAUUUCCUCAAUAAAAUAAGCCAAUAAAUGCAAAGACAUAGCAUUACUACCAAAAACUAGAACAUGUAUGUCCUGCAGAAAAUGCGUGUGAAUGCUGAAAGCUAAAAUAAAUGGUGAAAAUGCAGAAAUGUGAAAUGACUUGCCUAAAAACAUUACAGCUCAAAUGCAUUGCACUGCACUGCUGAUAUCCACAGGGAGGUUAUUCCAUGAAACAUUCCCCAGCACUCAGCUCUGUCUGUCCCUCUCCGUCCACUCCAUCUCCACCUCCACCUUCAACUACGCUCUUCAUCGGAGACUCCAUCGUGAGGAACGUGAGGAAGAAAAACGGCCGAAACUUUUUGCUUCCCUGGCGCAAAGGUGACCAACAUCUAAGGAAAAGAUUCCGGACAUCCUGGCCAAACACCCGCUCGCUAAGGAUGUUGUCAUACAUGUUGGUUGCAAUGACAUUUCCAACCAGUCACUGAGUUGCUGAAGCGGGACUUUUAAUAAACUCCACGAUUACCACUAAAGGUCCAGGAAACUGAACGGGCUGUGAUAUAAAAUACAUUUGAUAGUACCAUCAACUGUCCUUCUAUUAUAUUUACAUUUGUUUGGCCAUGUUUCGUUGCACUGGGAUGUGAAUAAAUUGCAGUUUAAGGUGUGAACACAAGAGAAAAA